Molecule: messenger RNA, 1276 nt
Organism: Colius striatus (speckled mousebird)
Lineage: Eukaryota; Metazoa; Chordata; Aves; Coliiformes; Coliidae
Product: probable G-protein coupled receptor 141
Exons: 2
Coding region: 114-977 (287 amino acids)
Biological process (GO): G protein-coupled receptor signaling pathway
Cellular component (GO): membrane
Molecular function (GO): oxysterol binding; G protein-coupled receptor activity
Source: RefSeq, a predicted model, not a curated record
UCAUUUUGCCAUCCAAACAUCAUUGCUACCAUGUCAGGCAGCAGCUGGUCCUUAUGUGGGAUUAAGUGAUGCUGGAUCCACACCUGUAACCUUUGACAGAGGAGCUUAGGAGGAUGCCUAACAGCAGCAUAACCCAGCAGAACCAUUCCACCAACGGGACACUGCCAGACACCUCAGAGAGGCUCCUCACUGUUCUCAUAGCCCUAUACAUCAUCAACCUGGCUGGCGGCACCCUCGGGGUCAUCAUGAUGUCUCAUCAGUUGUUUCGAAGGAGAUCGCAAUCUGUGAUGACCAUUAUUAUAAUCAGCCUUCUGGUGCUGCACACCUUUAUGCUGCUCAGCAUCCCCUUCCGCCUCAGCUACUACAUCUUACAGGAGUGGAAAUUUGGGAGGUUCGCCUGCAAGCUGGCGAGUGCCAUCAUCUACAUCCACAUGUACAGCACCUUCGCCUUCUACGUGGCUAUCAUCACCAUACGCCUCUUCAGACUCGAGUUUAGGAAGUGCUACACUACAACCUGGGUGGCUACUGUCUGGCUGGUGGGAGCCCUGGUGAUCACACCUGUCCUUCUCUCGUACUACGGCACCUCUAAGACGUACCGCUCCUCCGAAUGCUUUCAGUUCCACAAGGAGAUCCAAGAGGUGCCCAUGGUCAUCAUCAACUACUGCAUGGUUGGGAUUUUGGUGGUGGUUUGUGCUGUGCUCACCGUAAUCCAGUUGUCUGUGAUCUAUAGACUGGCUGUGAAGUACUGGCCUGAUAUCAACUCCCGUGUGGAAUUCAGGGCUCAGGCAAAGAGUUUCUUCUUCAUCUUGGUAACUUUAGUGUGCUUCAUGCCUCAUCAUGUAUUCAGAGUAUAUUACAUCCGAAACUGCCACCUGGAUAAGGACCACAAACUACUCCCAUACAACGAAAUUUUUUUAGCUUUAACAACAAUGUGCUGCUUAGAUAUGUUGUGCUUCAUAGCAGGAAUAGCCCACUGAACUGUGAAGUGCCAGGAAAUCCAGCUGCAGUGUGUCAAUCCUGGCUUCUGGCUUAAAUAAAACUCCAUCGGGACUUUGCUGAGCUGGGAAGACCGCUGAGGCUUCGGCACGGCUGUGUAGCUCUGUAGCAUUGUUUAUCUUUGGCAGACCAUAAGAUCCAUCUUUCAUAAGCUACUGGAUUUUAUCUUCUCUGUUGAAGGCAGGCAUAUGGGCCUUACUCUAGUCUUUGACCUAAGUCAUGCCCUGCUUCAUAAAGAUUUUCCUCAAUUACCCUUAUUUAAGAACGACAACACAAGUAU